UGGUCCAGUUGUUGUUGUGGUGGUUGUCAUGGGCGGCCAGUCAGUAAGCGGUUUUCGGCCUGGUUUUGUGGUGGUGUUGUAGAUGGGCUAUGUGCCAGUGAAAAGGGCCCAGGGUCGGCCUGCACCGGUGUCCAGUGAAAGGAUCGGGCCGAGGUCUGACUGAAGGAGGAGCCUGGGAUUUGCUAAGGUUUAUCUGCACCCUGACACUUUUGUGCCGGGCCUGGAGGGCAGGCAGACUGAGGGCGGUAACGCUGUUCCAGGCGGAGAGCCUGCUCCAAGUUAAUGGAUCGGCACCAUUUCAUUGUGGGAGCAGGCAGGCAGUCAGGGGAUGGAUUUGGUAUCAUCAGAGGGUGAAACAUUUUUGAAUUGAUUACAUUGGAAAACUAUUAAUUUAAAGAAACUGAUCGACAUAAUGCCAUUAAUAGAACACACAUGCGAUGGCUUACAUCUGAAAACAUGCGGCAUCAAUGCUUGCUGCUGGCUGUGUGUGGAUGGGCAGUUUUCAUGUUGCUGUUUGUCAGUAAAUUUAUUACUUUAAGUCUCAGAGAUAAAGAAGGAGAAUUUAAAUCAAUUAAAGACAUUCCUGAACCUUUGAUCCAUAAUCAUGAGAGGAAUGGCCUACCUCGUUUGUCAUCAUACAGUGAACCAGAAAUAACAAAAAGAUUGAAGACAUACUUCAAAUUCUUCAUUGUUAGAGAUCCCUUUGAAAGACUUAUUUCUGCAUUCAAAGACAAAUUUCUAAAGAAUCCUCGAUUUGAACCAUGGUACAGACAUAACAUUGCACCAGCUAUUAUUCAGAAGUAUAGAAGAAAUCGCACUGAGACUAAAGGACUACAAUUUGAUGAUUUUAUUCGCUAUUUAGGUGAUCCUAACCAUAAGUGGCUUGAUGUUAAAAUAGGAGAACCCAUUAUUCACUGGGCUACAUAUGUAGAGCUUUGUGCACCUUGUGAAAUCAAGUAUAAUAUCAUAGGACAUCAUGAAACACUGGAAAAGGAUGCUCCGUACAUUUUAAAGAAAGCAGGAAUGAGUAACUUGGUAUCCUAUCCCCCAAUUCCACCAGGUAUUACAGCAUACAACAGAACCAAGGUUGAGCAGUAUUUUUCCGGAAUCGGCAAACGAGAAAUAAAACGCCUUCAUGCUCGUUUCCAAGGAGAUUUCAAACUGUUUGGUUACGAUGAACCAGAGUUUUUGUUAAACUAACUUAGCCAAGUACACGGCAUAUUCGGGGUACAAUGAAUAUUUACAUUUCUCUUUGGGAUUUUCUGUUAAACACUGGACAUUUUAAUGCUAUCACCAGCAGAGGUCAGUGAAGGCACGUGGAGUGAAAGAAAGCUUGAAACAAUAGCUUAAUACAUGCAUGUAUGCAGUAAUAAAUGAACACAAGAAUAACAAUAUCUUGGGCAUUUUAGAAGUAGAUCAGCAGUAGUUUAAUGCACGGAACUCAACAAAAGAAUAUUUCAGGCAUUCAAAAUAGUGUAGUGAAAAUAUUUCCAAGGACAAGUAUGGUAGAAGGCAAUUGCUAAACAGCAUAUGAUUUGGAAAGUAAUACUGUAAAUGUCUUUUGACCCCAGGUGCUCCUACAGAACUAAGUUGAAUUGUUGCUGUCACACACAUAACAGCCGUAGUACAGGCAAAGUAAUUUUCCUGUGAUUUAUUUGAUUUAGUUGAAUCUAGGUGUAAACAUUGGAAAAGUCUUUUAAUACAAUAGACAAUAAAAUCUGCUCAUUUAAAGUUACAGUAUCCAUUUUUAGGGGUGUCUAUUUUUCAGUUUUAUUAAUUAUCUAGGUUAUAUUGGUACUUUUGGUAUACUUAAUUUCAAUUCCUUCCUGGCAAACAGAUGACUUGAAUGAGCAGUAGUUUUACUUUCUUCCUUUUGGGGUGGAGAGCUCACCACUGCAAUGACUAGGGUUUGAUGGAAAUUGCUGAAUAAUACAGUAAAAAAUUUGGAAAGAUGGUGAACCUUGAAAGACAUGCAUCACGCAUCCAACUGAUAAAUUAAGCUACCCGCAACGGUUAUUUAUAAACGUUUAUGUCAACCAACUGAUAAACGCAUUAUGUAACAUUAAAAAGUAAUAUCACAAAAAACAGAUUUUAUUAUAUUAACUACUUUGAAGAACAUGCAUUUGAGCUUCCAUGCAUCAUGAUUCUGAUAUUCUAGUGUGCUCCUAAUGCAAGGACCAUGUCUAAAAGCAAAUAGUCAUUUGGUAGUACAGAAGUUGGAUAUCGCUGAAGAAAAGACACAUUUUGUCAAAGUUUUUUGUCAUGCACUUAUCUGUGUAUCUCACAAGAAUACCAAUCCAAGGGGGUAAAUAAAUAUUUGCACUGCAUAAAAGAAGAGUGUUGAUUGAUUACCAAGUGGACUCUGAUCAGUAGAGGAGUAGCCAUGGAGAAUGCACCAAUUAUAAUGAUUGAAGGUUAAUUGCCAGGCUUUGUUCUAAACAAGGCAGGUUGACUCUGGUUGAUCAAACGUUGAGAAAUGAACCAGUAAGUGGCUGUCACCUAUUUUAUUGAGUAGAAAUAAUUGCAGUACACGUUCGUGUUGUAUGCAAUGAUAUGGGGUUCCCCCUCCUUGUAUUGGUACCGUUGCAAAUUGUCCUGACAAGUGCAAGACAAAAACUUUUGACCAAAUUUGUCUCAAUAAGCAAUAUUCACGUAAGCAUUUGUCCUUCAUGAAUAUUUUUAAACUAGUUCACAAAAUACAUACGGAAAUGUUUUAACCUCUUGGUUGUUAGGACUUUUUCUUCCCAAAAUGUAUUAUUUUUGUAUCUAUAGAGAAAUGUUGUAUUAUGUAAGUGUACUAUUUCAGUGGUGAAAACAGCCUACUUUCAUCUCAAUCUAUACCUGUCUGCAGCUGAAAUGCUUAUCCAUUCCUAUGCCAUCUCCAGACUUGACUAUAACAGUGGGUAUCUGGUUAACAUCCAAUCCUCCAUUCUCUGAACAGUUCAACUAAUUCAAAAUCUCUGUUGUCAAUAUUCUGUCCAGGUAAUGUUCUGGGGGCUCGGGUUUGAAUCCUGCCAUGGCAGAUGGUGGAAUAAACAUUCUGGAAUUAAAA
Molecule: messenger RNA, 3052 nt
Organism: Rhincodon typus (whale shark)
Lineage: Eukaryota; Metazoa; Chordata; Chondrichthyes; Orectolobiformes; Rhincodontidae
Gene: chst10
Product: carbohydrate sulfotransferase 10
Exons: 5
Coding region: 433-1200 (255 amino acids)
Biological process (GO): proteoglycan biosynthetic process; carbohydrate biosynthetic process
Cellular component (GO): membrane
Molecular function (GO): sulfotransferase activity
Source: RefSeq, a predicted model, not a curated record